UUUUCGACAUCCCGUGGCGAUUACACGCGUUUGCACCCGCUCCCGCUUGGGUUGAAAAUUUUCCUUGCCUAACCGCGCUCUGUAAGUACAUCUAUCUGUAUUUUUAGAUUUUCGUGAAACCACCGCCAAAGAAAGCAAGAAAGGCUCAUUGUUUUGAUGCGGUCUAGUGGAUUUCUUUUAUUGGGUCGAAACACCCCCCAAGUGUAGAGCUGUGAAUCUCGCGGGCCAAUCAUUAGUGCUCGAGCCAAGCGGUGGUGUGGUUUAGCGUUUUCAAGCAGGUACAGCAGACAAGCGCUCUCUUGAUAGAGUGGGGGGGUGAUGGGAAUCUUUUUCCCGCCCUGACCAAAUUUCCGAUCGUUGUGAAGUGAAUAUCGAGCAUAGGCUGACUGCUUCGAUUUUGCACCGUGUGGCGUUGACCCAGUUUCGGUGCCUAGAUACUGCAAGGGAGCAUUUUCGCCAACUUACGUAAUGUGCUCGCGAAACAAAAAGGGAAGAAAUCCCUGUGUCAACGUAAUGUGAGCUUGGCCUCCGCCACGAGGACAGAGCAGCAGCCACCGAGAUAAGGUGCCUUCGUGGUGCAGGCCUUGAAAUAUUUCGUCGCCAUGACGACAGUGGGAUGGAUCAAAGCAGAAAAUCCCUACUUUGAUGGAAAAGAAUAAUGUAGAACAAUAAUUACAUCACACGUGAAAGUCAAAUCUUUAACCAACAACAAUGGGUGUCCCAGCUGGUGAUGUUGAGAAGGGCAAGAAGCUGUUCGUGCAGCGGUGCGCCCAGUGCCACACCGUCGAGGCCGGUGGCAAGCACAAGGUCGGCCCGAACCUGCACGGACUGUUCGGCCGCAAGACGGGCCAGGCCGCCGGCUUCAGCUACACCGACGCCAACAAGGCCAAGGGCAUCACCUGGAACGAGGACACGCUGUUCGAGUACCUGGAAAACCCGAAGAAGUACAUCCCCGGCACGAAGAUGGUGUUCGCCGGUCUGAAGAAGCCGCAGGAGCGUGGCGAUCUGAUCGCCUACCUGAAGUCGGCCACCAAGUAAGGUGCAUAAGGGGUCGAAUUACCCGUGGGGGUGUGCGGUGGUGCGCGUGGUGUACUGUUAAGAACGGGUAUCGGUGUCCUAAAUUCAGCCAAAACACUGCUACAGAUAGAAGAGAGAAAUAAGAACACACACACACUCACUCAAGCUUCUUCUCCAUUGAGAUUCGGAACGUUUAAGAUCAGCAAAAGAACCGUAAGAAAUAGGAAACAGACAGAUAGAGAGAUAGGCAUGAGCGCACAGAGAGAGAGAGGGAGAGCGAGCACCCUUUCGCCAGAUGGGAAGGCUCCACACCCCACCCCAUCCAAACGAUUAGGACAAUGUCUAUGUAAAUCUAUUUAAUUUAAUUUAUGCUAGAAUUAAAAUAGUUUGACAGAAAUCGGUUUUUGAUCGAUCGCCGGGAAACUGGAGGGAGGAGAAGCGGGGGCAGUCGCGCGUGUGUUUCGACGCACGGAUCUUGUGUGGUGCCACGGUGGUGGCACGGUUCUCUAGCAGACGAUCCUUUCCAGCGAUUGUUUUUGCGUGACUUGGGAGGAUCGUUCUGUAGGAUGAUGGUGCGCGUGGCAUCGGCGGUUCGGACUCAAUCGGAUCCGGUUUAGUUCAAUUUUCAGCAAAUCGAACGUUGUAGUAUUAUCACUAUCAAAGAGAAUUGUUUUCAACCCAAAAAACGGAAUGAGGUGUGACGCUGAAUAAAAAACACGGAAACCAAAACAGUAAAA
Anopheles gambiae (African malaria mosquito) is the source of this 1754-nucleotide messenger RNA. RefSeq names its product cytochrome c-2. NCBI's taxonomy places the organism in Eukaryota, Metazoa, Arthropoda, Insecta, Diptera, Culicidae. The transcript has 2 exons. Gene Ontology annotation, molecular function: electron transfer activity; heme binding. Gene Ontology annotation, cellular component: mitochondrial intermembrane space. Gene Ontology annotation, biological process: mitochondrial electron transport, ubiquinol to cytochrome c; mitochondrial electron transport, cytochrome c to oxygen. The coding region runs from base 712 to 1038 and encodes 108 amino acids. The record is from RefSeq and is a predicted model, not a curated record.